This is a messenger RNA of Biomphalaria glabrata, 4300 nucleotides long. RefSeq names its product WD repeat-containing protein on Y chromosome-like. Lineage: Eukaryota; Metazoa; Mollusca; Gastropoda; Planorbidae. The coding region runs from base 147 to 3446 and encodes 1099 amino acids. The record is from RefSeq and is a predicted model, not a curated record. Gene Ontology annotation, molecular function: protein binding; calcium ion binding. The transcript has 24 exons.
AGGGGACGCAACAUGGCGCCCACUGAAUAUGGCUAGUUUAAUAUUUAGUUAUGGUUUAUACCACUCAUAGGUCAUUUUCUCUAUCGAUUCAUAUCUGCAUCUUUAUAUUCAAAAUAAACGAAACGAACAAUUGAGCACCCAUGUAAAUGAGUCAUAGUGUGAAGAUGCCAUCUAACCGAGAAAUAUCACCGUUUUCUCCUUUACCGCCAAUAAAAAAGCGCAUUCGACCAACCUCGGCUUCUGCAAACUUACAAACGCAUCCUAGCUACACUACAGGACUCUAUGACAAUGUCCUACGUACAUCAUCGCUUGCGACUGGAAACCAAACGAUAAAACAGAGACCUCAUACGCAAGCAGGAGGCCCAAGAGAGCAAAAUAGUUAUCGACCUGUGGACACACAUGAGAAUGUGAAGCAUCCACGUAGACUGACUUUGGGCACAGUGGAAGGAAUAGCAGAGCUUGACAGCAUUCUUAGAGUUGGAAACAUUCAAAUAAGUGCAGCACAACAGCUUAAAGAUAAGAUUGAGGAAAAAAUCAACAUUGACACACUUGAGGAACUCAAGUCUGCAUUUAUGUCUGCUGAUGUCAAUAGGACUGGAAGUUUAGACCUUGAGGAAUUUAAAAAACUGCUUAAAGAACAAUUAGGUCUUGGCCCUAGUAAGGAUGCUCAAAUUGACUCCCUCUUUAUGAAAAUUGACUGGUCUUCUGAAGGUGCCAUCUCCUGGGAUGAAUUUUGCACUUACAUGCAGCUUGAGUAUGCUGAAAAAGAAGACUCGUAUCUCAGGGCAAAAGAAGUUUCCUUCCACCUGCCAGCUAAAAUUGAAAGCAUUCCUCACAGAGACCUUGUCCUGCGCAUCACAGAUACCAGUGAUGGGACAUUUAUUGCCUGCAGCCAGGAAGGAACAGUUACAUUUUGGUCUUCAAACACAGAGCUCAAGAGGACUAGGAGUGUUGUGAAUCAAGACAUAAUGAGUAACAGAACCAAGUCAAAAUGGAUCACAGAUUUUUGUCUCAUGCCACAUUUCAACAAACUUAUCGUAGGAACUGGUGACAGAGAGAUUCAAUUUUUUGAACUGUCAUCAUUUGAUCCUUAUUGUCAAAUUUAUGGUCUGGAAACUGUGCCUUUAAAAUUGGACUACAGCUCAACUGGCCAUGAUGAAUGCCUUAUUUUAUUUGGUGACAAUGUUGGUUGUGUUAACAUUUUUGUUAUCAAGUCUGCAGGAGAGUGUCUCAGAACUUGGAAAAAAAUGACUGUACCAGAUGGUUUUAUAGCAACAAUACAUUUAGAUGCUGUGAUUAGUGGUUUCAAUGUUAACUUCAUAAGAUGGCAAGUCCAUGAGGAUUGGGUUGGCCAGAUAAAGUAUUACCAUGAUAUAGGUCAGGUGAUUUCUUGUUCCAACCACCCCAGCACAGCACUUGUUAUAGGUUCUACAACAGGCAGUACGCAUGUUGAGCAGCAGCUGAGAGAAAUCAAAGAUGUCAACUAUAGUCAAGAAAAGAACAAGCAGAAAGCUGCUUAUAACAUUGUCAAGAAACGAUUGGGGGCGGAUGAGACUGUGUUUAAAGUGUACAAAGGAGUUAAGGUUUUUGAUUUUUCAAAAGCUAAAAAUGUGAUUGUUACUGGAGGUAUGGACAGAAUCAUUCGACUCUGGAACCCUUAUGUUAGUUUAAAGCCCACUGCAAUGCUCAGAGGUCAUGCUGCACCAAUAUUUUAUCUAACUAUAGCAGAGGAGGACAACAGAAUAUAUAGUAUAUCAACUGAUCGUUGCAUCAGGGUCUGGGACAUUCAAGAUCACACAUGUCUGCUUACCAUCCGACCGAAAAGUCACAAAAUUCGAGGUGACCUACAGGCAGUCUACUACUCAAAUAUAUCUAGGUCAUUGGCUGUAGCCACGGAUCAGAUGGCCAUAAUGAAUCUCAAACACAAGUCUUCACUGAAUGCUGACAUGGUAGUUUCACACAAAGACCCAGUGACUUGCUGCAAGUAUAAUCCUGAGUUUAAACAGAUUGUUACCUGUUGUUGUGGCUCAAUUGUCAAGCUCUGGGACUUUGAAACAGGAUCUCUGAUAUUUGAGUAUGGAGAGGCUCAUGGAGAGGAAGCAAUCACUUGUAUGACAUUUGACAAUACUAAGAGAAGAUUGAUUACAGGAGGCAGAGAUGGAUCAUUAAAAAUUUGGAAUUACAACAAUGGACACUGUCUUCGAGUUCUGAAGAAAAAAGCUAAAAAGAACAAUGCAGUUCACACUGAUGAAAUAUGUGAUGUCACUUACAUUGAGAUGAACAAAAACAGAUAUGUAAUAGCUGUGGGCUGGGACAAGAGAAUCAAUAUUUAUUACGACACUGUGAAUGAUACCAACAUUCAGUAUGUGCAGCACCCAACUCCAUAUUGGCUGGAUGAUCUGAAAAAUGGCCACAAGGAAGAUGUUCUGUCAAUAGCUCAUUGUUUGCCCAACCUUCUAGCUACAGGAAGCUAUGAUGGUGAGGUGAUUGUCUGGAACAUGGUGUCUGGCCAUAUCUUCUGCCACCUCAGACCUCCACCACCACCUGGAUAUGAAGAUCAGAAUUUGGAUGGUGAUAUGAACAUUGCUAAAUUGAUUUUUCUUCAGACCAGAGCAUCCAAGAAAGAUGCUGGAGCUCUAGUGGUCAGUGGUCCAAGGGCACACAUACAUAUAUGGAAUGUUUCUCAAGGAGGGACAUUAAUGGCACAGUUCCAAGGUUCCUCAAUUAAAGGGUCCAUGGUAUCUCAGCUGGUCAGUAAUAGUGCCAACACUGUUCUAUACUCCAGUGACACCUCUGGCUUUAUCUAUGCCUGGAACUUGACUGAUUACUGCUUAACACGACCUGCCCAUGAGCCACCAGAAUUACUAUAUAAAUGGCGAGGUCAUGUUGAGAGUGUAGCAAGCAUGGACCUGGUUGAAUCAAACAAUGUUCUCGUUACAUCAUCAAGUGACUGUACUGUCAGACUUUGGACACAUCAGGGUCAUUAUAUAGGUACACUAGGACAGUCAGAACAAUGGGACCUUUACAAUCCUUCCACUUUCCAGCAUCCCAUGGUGCCCUAUGAGGUUCUGAUAGACCCACUGAGUCUUCCAUCACACCCAGUUCUGUUGGAGAAGCAGUCAACACAUGACAUCAUUCACCAGGGAGACGAAGACAAGUCCCUUCGCAGUGUGUCUCCCCAAGUUGUUUUCAACACCAAGCAAUCCUAUGUUGUAGAUGAUGAGAAGAUUAAGGCAUUGUUAGAAGAAAGACCAUUUGACAAAGGGACAGGAAAAAGACUGCGACAUGAAAAGCACAAAAAGAUGAGAGACGAAUCCAGUGGAACUAGUGUCUGGCAAGAAAUAAGCUGCCACCAGCUGCAGGAUCCACCAAAGAGGGAAUCCCCAGUGUUUCGUAAAAACAAAGAUGACUACUACGCAGAUGAAUUGCCUCAAUUUGAAAACUGAACUUUAAGCUAAAUUCAGCUAAAGAAACUGCGUCACUCCAAAAGUACUUUUAUAUCAAGAGUUAAUCACAAGGCCUAUCAAUAACCAGCACUGAUUUGUUUCUAGAUGUGGUUGUCUGUUGUUAAACUCCUCUCUGCUUCAUAGUUUAUAUUUUUCAAGUUAUAUUCUUGUACAAAUGUUUUCUUCCUUGUAUAAAAACAAAAAAGUUCUUGUGCAAUUCAUAAACACAUCUAUAUAUUUAUACAAUAAAACCUACAUCUAUAAAGAUUGUAUUAUCUUAAAUAUAUAUCUUAAUGUUAUCUUUUUAGCGAAUGAAUGUUGAAUAUGCUCAAUUAUUUUGUGUUUUACAUAAUUUGUCAUAUAAAAUGAAAAUUUACCUUAAAUAUUCUUUAUUUUGAAAAACUGAUGCUAAAAUCAGAAAAAGUAUGAUUUUUCCCAAUAAAAAAAAAAUAAAAUAUUUUCAAACCACAUUUUUCAAGUUAAAAUAGUUGAUUUGAUAGUAGGAGAAUGUUUACAUAGUUAUGUAAGUAGCUUUCAGUUAUAGUUUUUUUUUACACUGAACAAUUGGUGCAUGCCUGGUCGUAUGCCCUCUGAACUGUCAUCUCGAUGGUCUUGGGUUGAGCUUGGGUUGAGCUCUGCCCCCUGCACUGCAUGAGGUUUGGGUUAGGAUGUAAUAAUCUUCAAGUCUGAAGGAAAUCCCAAAACUUAUAGCGAGAAAUAUUUAGAAAUAUUGUCUACAACUGAAUGACCCAAAUUAAAGUCAAUUUACUUUGUACCUGUACUAUGUUUUACAAUAUUAAAAGCAGAUGAAUUAAUGUCAUUGUUUUAUUACAAUAAAAUCAGAGAUGAUGUUU